UUUGGGGAAAGCAGGAAGUUGUCUUGUUGGGGGAGAAGCCUCAUGACAAACAGAACUGAGCUUCUUAAAUAUCCACAGAUAUAAACAUCGUUAUCUCUUUUUGUUUGAAUGAUUGUUCGGUGUAUGUGUUGCUUGUUUAUAGGCGGAUCUGACCGUUUGUUUUGCAGUUGUGUUGAGUGGCAAACUUCACACGCGCGUAGCAGAGGUCGCGACGAUAACCGGAGUGCUAAAUAAAACCAGAAUCGAGCGUGUUAUUUAAAGAACAGCAGCACCACAGCUCGACUCAGGUCAGAAUGGCGGAUGACUUCGAUGUUGAGGCCAUGCUGGAAGCUCCUUAUAAGAAGGGUGAAAGCAAGUCCUCUAGCGCCAAUGGUCAUAAUGAGGAACGCAGCAAAAAUAGGAAAAGACGCAGCAACAGUCGUAGUCCGAGUCCAGGCCAGCGGAGGAGUAGAAGCGGGGGCCGCAAGAAGAGCCGAGAACAACGCAAGAGCCGCAGCCGCGAGCGAAGACGUUCACGGAGCAAAGAGCGCAAGCGUUCGCGAUCCCGCAGCAAGGAACGUGGUGGACGUUUUCGUGGACGCAAAAGCCCCUUUAUGGGGCCGAAAUUAAAUGGUGGUCCCGGAGGGAAGACCGGCCCACAACAUUUCACCAAACACAGUCGCAGGAGCCCGUUUAAGAAGGACAGAAGCCCAUUUAAGAAGGACAGAAGCCCGUUUAAGAAGGACAGAAGCCCAUUUAAGAAGGACAGAAGCCCGUUUAAGAAGGACAGAAGCCCUUUUAAGAAGGACAAAAGCCCUGUCAGGCAACCAAUAGAUAAUCUGAGCCCAGAGGAGAGAGACGCCCGUACAGUGUUCUGCAUGCAGCUCGCUGCCAGAAUUAGACCCAGAGAUCUGGAAGAAUUCUUCUCCGCAGUGGGAAAAGUCCGUGACGUAAGGAUGAUCUCGGAUAGAAACUCUCGGAGGUCAAAGGGCAUUGCCUAUAUUGAGUUUGUGGAGGCCACAUCAGUACCGCUGGCAAUCGGCCUGACGGGGCAGAGAGUUCUGGGAGUGCCUAUCAUAGUCCAGGCUUCGCAGGCUGAGAAGAACAGGGCCGCAGCCAUGGCCAGCAUGCUCCAGAGAGGUGGUGCAGGGCCCAUGCGGCUGUACGUGGGCUCCCUGCACUUCAAUAUUACUGAGGACAUGCUCAGGGGUAUCUUUGAGCCGUUCGGAAAGAUUGAAGGCAUCCAGCUAAUGAUGGACAGUGAGACAGGCAGGUCGAAAGGAUACGGCUUCAUAUCAUUUGCAGAUGCAGAAUGUGCAAAAAAAGCCCUGGAGCAGCUAAAUGGUUUUGAGCUUGCGGGGCGGCCAAUGAAGGUGGGUCAUGUUACAGAGCGUUCGGAUGCGUCCUCGGCCAGCUCUUUCUUGGACAAUGAUGAACUGGAGAGAACUGGCAUUGACUUGGGCACGACGGGUCGUCUUCAGCUGAUGGCAAGACUCGCAGAAGGCACAGGACUGCAGAUUCCUGCCGCUGCCAAGCAUGCCUUACAGAUGAGCGGCUCUGUGACAUUUGGAAAUCUGGCAAAUGCCUCAUCCGCACCUCCUCUUCUUCCCAAUCACGGGAUGAACCAAGCUAUGAACCUUCCAACCCAGCCUCUGGCCACACAUUGUUUACAGCUCUCCAACAUGUUCAGUCCACAGAUGGAAAACGAACCUGGCUGGGACAUGGAGAUACAGGAUGAUGUCAUCGAAGAGUGCAAAAAACAUGGAGGAGUUGUUCACAUAUACGUCGACAAGAACUCUGCUGAAGGAAAUGUUUAUGUAAAAUGUCCAACCAUCCCAGUCGCAAUGUCGGUUGUCAGCGCUCUGCACGGGCGGUGGUUUGCAGGUAAAAUGAUCACAGCUGCCUACGUGCCCCUCCCUACAUACCAUAACCUGUUUCCAGACGCUGCCACAGCCACAGAGCUCCUGAGGCCCAUGAACCGGUGAUCCAGCCCGUCGCUUCGGAUCGGACCCCUUCCACCUACUGACCCUGCUUCAUCUGGAACCCGUGCAUCUGUACCCCUUCCCAAAUGAACUGCUUGUGGGCCUGAGACAGUCCUGUCAUUGAGGGCCGCUUAAUGUAUGAAGUUAGAUUUCACAGUUGGACUGCAUUUUCAGUCUUGUAAUUGCAAAAGCAAACUUCAGACCAGCUCUCAGCUUUAUGUACAGUGGUGUAUUGAUAAGUGAAAACCUGUAACACCGUCACCCUCUCUAGAUGAGUUCUUGACUCUUGGAAACCAGUUUUGAAGAUUCUGGGUUUUUUUUAAAAGGUAUUUUACCUUCUUUGUUUGUUUUUGUAAGGAUAGAAAGAAGGUUUCUUCUGCUGUUUGGUCGUCAAGUCAAGAAAGUUUUCAUUGAUCUUCAUCUUUUCAAGACAGACAUUGUGUUGUGAACUAUUAGUACCGGUACAUUUUUUUUCAUUCUGUUUCACUUUUAAACAACAAAAGACUACCAAAAAAAUUUGAAUUGUUUUUGUUUCUUCUUUCUGGAGAGAGUCUACUCAAGCUGUUUAGCUUUCUAAAACAACGUUGAAUUUAUAACUUUUCAUUAUCAAGAAUUGAUUUUUCUAAAAAUCUUCUACGAUUAAAUGACUUUCACAACACUGUGUAAAAA
Rhinichthys klamathensis goyatoka is the source of this 2630-nucleotide messenger RNA. RefSeq names its product RNA binding motif protein 39b (gene rbm39b). The record is from RefSeq and is a predicted model, not a curated record. NCBI's taxonomy places the organism in Eukaryota, Metazoa, Chordata, Actinopteri, Cypriniformes, Leuciscidae. The transcript is spliced from 17 exons. Gene Ontology annotation, molecular function: RNA binding. The coding region runs from base 294 to 1964 and encodes 556 amino acids. Gene Ontology annotation, cellular component: nucleus. Gene Ontology annotation, biological process: mRNA processing.